AGCCAGCAGUUUACAUGUACUGGAUGAAUUAAAUAGUUAAAAUGUAAUAUUAAUACCAGGGUAUUGUUACAUAGCUUGACAAUGAAAUAAUAUUUAUAUAAAUUGGCUACGGACAAGACAUAACAACUCGCAUCUGUUACUCUUGAGCGUCUGUAAUUAUGUCACGUGUUGGACAAGAUCCAUGGUAUUCGGCUGAUCAGAUGAACCCAGCAGUCACAUCCCAGCCCCCGGGGACCAUGGGAUUACCGAGUGGCGCCCCUGCCAAUGUUCCUUGGAUGCCAAAGCCUAAUGUGGUCGGAUGCCCCGCCGGACUGGAGUACCUUGCAGACCUGGACAAAAUUUUGGUCCAGAAACAGAUUGACCUAACUGAAUUGUUGACAAUGUACGAUGCAGAAAACCGGUACCGACUAUUCAACCCUGCGGGACAGCAAGUCUAUUUUGCAUCUGAAGAAUCGAACAGUUGUGAGAGGCAGUGUUGCCAUGGGAACCGGUCAUUUACUAUGCACAUAACCGACAACACCGGGAUGGAAGUGAUUCGCCUACAGCGUGAAUUCCAGUGCUGGAAAGCAUCAUGUUGGUGCGCAUGCUCAGACUGUUGUGCGCAUACGCUGUCUAUUGAGGCACCCGUGGGGACAACGGUCGGAUAUGUAAGGCAAAAGUGUUCUGUGUGCCAGCCUAUCUACGCCGUCCAGGACUAUGAUCACAAUGAACUGAUGACCAUCCUGGGACCGUGCUGUGUUACGGGUUGUAGCGACAUUGAGUUUAGGGUAACAUCUGCAACCGAUGAUCAAGACAUUGGAGAGAUAACGAAGAAGGUUUAUCUACCGAUGGUGGACGCUCUUACCAGCGCUGACAAAUUUGGAGUCUCGUUUCCGAGGUCACUUGAUAUUAAACAAAAGGCAACGAUGAUUGGGGCCUGCUUUCUCAUUGACUUCAUGUUCUUUGAACGACCCCAAGUUCGCAGAAGAAGGCGAUAUUAGAUCUAAAACGAGAAAAAAACCCGACUUUUUUCCUUUCUUUCCAAGGUCUUAUGUUUUAUGUAUGAUAUUUAAAGUUGAACUGUUUUUGUUCUUUGUCUGUGAUAUUCUUAUAAAUAUUAUCGUCAGUGUUUAAGCUGCACUCUCACAGAAAUACCAUUUUUACAACGUCUUUCAUUUUUUUGUCUUGGACAGAUCAUUUUUUUAAAUAUUUCUAAACCAAUGAUAAAAGAUUGUUUAUUUCCGUUCGAAAAUUAAUGAUUUAUGGCUUAAACCGUUACUAUGGGUUUUAGAAAAAUGCAUAAAACAGCAAGUUUUGACUUUAAAUAUAAAAAUCGUCGAUCUUAUUCUUUGUCAGCAGUCUAAUAUAACUGGUUUCCAUGGAUUUUCACAAAAAAACGGCUAGUUCCAGGACAAAAAAUAAAAAAAAAGUUGUCAAAACAUUCAAUCUGUGAGAGUGCAGCUUUAAAUUAAGGCUAUCUUGAUUUGUUUAUUUUAAAUAAAUAAAUGUAAACUUUG
Mya arenaria is the source of this 1496-nucleotide messenger RNA. Its product is annotated as phospholipid scramblase 2-like. The transcript has 11 exons. Bases 159 to 980 code for a protein of 273 amino acids. The record is from RefSeq and is a predicted model, not a curated record. Gene Ontology annotation, biological process: plasma membrane phospholipid scrambling. Gene Ontology annotation, molecular function: phospholipid scramblase activity. Gene Ontology annotation, cellular component: plasma membrane. NCBI's taxonomy places the organism in Eukaryota, Metazoa, Mollusca, Bivalvia, Myida, Myidae.